UUCCAAUGUUUGGGUUUCUUUUUAUUGUGACAAUUUUUCUGGCGGGUUGAAGAGUGAAAAUGCUUGCAGCUCGUAUAUUAUUAAAGAAUUCUUCAUUGAAGGCAAGCGCAAUCCGUACGUUUCAAACAACAUUUCCAGUAAUGAUUAAGGUUGGCGAUACACUUCCUUCCGUGGAGUUGUUUGAAGGUUCACCGGCAAAUAAAAUAAAUAUCUCGGAGUUGACCGCCAAGAAAAAGGUUGUUAUUUUUGGUGUACCCGGAGCGUUUACCCCUGGUUGCUCUAAGACUCAUUUACCCGGUUAUGUUGACUCUGCAGAUGAAUUGAAAAAGGAGCUAAAUGUGAACGAAGUAAUUUGCAUUUCUGUAAACGAUCCCUUUGUUAUGUCAGCAUGGGGCAAAGAACAUGGUGCAGAUGGUAAAGUUCGCAUGUUAGCAGAUCCUUCGGCUGCUUUUGUUAAAGCUAUGGAUCUUACUAUAGACUUACCACCAUUGGGAGGCAUGCGUUCAAAGCGGUUUUCAAUGAUAGUAGAGGACGCAAAGGUGUUGGCAUUGAAUGUCGAACCUGAUGGUACUGGACUUAGCUGCUCAUUGGCUCAAAAUAUUAAAAAUAAAUAAAUUAAAAAUUACUUCAUCUGUAAAAACAUUCAAUAUGCUACACAUAUAGAUAUAUGGUAAAUUCUUUUGUGAAUACAGUAUGUAAGCUGCUUACUUGCGGCUGUAGAAAAUUAA
This is a messenger RNA of Glossina fuscipes, 728 nucleotides long. Its product is annotated as peroxiredoxin-5, mitochondrial-like. Bases 60 to 614 code for a protein of 184 amino acids. Gene Ontology annotation, cellular component: cytoplasm; peroxisome; mitochondrion. The record is from RefSeq and is a predicted model, not a curated record. NCBI's taxonomy places the organism in Eukaryota, Metazoa, Arthropoda, Insecta, Diptera, Glossinidae. The transcript is spliced from 3 exons. Gene Ontology annotation, biological process: cellular response to oxidative stress; cell redox homeostasis; hydrogen peroxide catabolic process. Gene Ontology annotation, molecular function: thioredoxin peroxidase activity.